AUGACAAGCUUUCUUUUCGACCACGACACAGGGCAUGGAAAGACGUCAAUGCUUAUGCUCUACACAGCCGGUUCGGCUCUGUUCUUUGUUGCCUUGCGGUCCUCCAGAACCACCACCAGGGCUUUCAGAGCAUCGAACUUCUCCUUGAUGGGCUUCGGGAGGUCAGCACCUGAAGCUGGGCAGUUUAGGUCUGAUCAUCAAGUUCUGUGGAUGCGUGCGUGGUUGGAGCAGCAGACUGGGCUGAUCCUCUGGGAACCGUUGAAGGUGGAGGCAUCAAAGCUGGUGGUGGCACAGCUGGUGAUUGGUUCAAACCUGGGGGUGGCGGGAUGGGAUCAGAACCUUCAUUGGCCAAAGUCAAUCCAGCCAGCUUGCAUUGAUGUGGUGAAAGGGGGACUGUCACAGGCUGCACGACUCCACCAACAUCAAGCAGAACCACCGUGGAAACUCCAACGCUGGCUGGAGCGAUCAAGCUCUGCGGUGGCGCUGGGGUCUUUCCAUUCUCAAGGUCCACGGUGUUCACCCGCUUCAAAGCUUCAGCUACUGAAUUCGAUCCAGCAGGGUCUGUGGAAGGUUUCUCUGGCUCAGAAUCCACCAUCAUGGAGUCAGGCUGGGAAUCGGGCAAGGGUGCCAUCUGUUCCACUGCAGGGACAGCAGGUUGAGGUGUGGUGCAGUCAGAAGGUUCCAUCGGCAAAGCCUUUGGGUUGA
This is a messenger RNA of Cladocopium goreaui, 705 nucleotides long. Lineage: Eukaryota; Dinophyceae; Suessiales; Symbiodiniaceae. The record is from the annotation of a GenBank genome assembly.